AUGACAGCCAGUGACAGGUUUACAGCUUUUCACACUCUCCCCAAAGAGGUGCCCCCUCCUCCUCCCAUGGCUACUACAGAGAGCUGUAGCUUCCACUGGAAAUUAGGAUUGUUUGAUAUUAAGUGCAUGACCACUGAUCACUACACAGGAGGCAUGAAACAGCAUUACAGAGUUAAAUCAUGUGGUUGGCAGAGGCCUACGUUUGAGAUCCCGUGCACAAAAACAUAUUACAUUGCAGCAGAAGAAGUAGAAUGGGAUUAUUCUCCAAAUCGUACCUGGGAACAUGAGAUGUACAUGAUGGAAGAUGUGAGCCCUGGGGAUGUAUUUUUAAACAAAGGUGAAAAAUUUAUUGGCUCAAAAUAUAAAAAAGCAGUGUACCAAGAAUAUACAGACAAAACAUUUACAAAACGGAAAGAAAAGAAAGAGCACAUGGGAAUUCUGGGUCCACUUAUAAUGGCAAAUGUUGGAGAUAAAAUAAAAAUAAUUUUUAAUAACAAGGCAAGCAGACCUUAUUCAAUCUAUGCACAUGGAGUAAAAACUGAUUCUGUCUCAGUAAUGCCAACUAAACCAGGAGACACACAAGCCUAUAUUUGGAAGGUGCCUGAAAGGUCUGGGCCAGCGAUGAAUGGAGAUCCAGACUGCUUAACCUGGGCAUACUACUCAAAAGUGGAUCAAGUGAAGGAUACUUACAGUGGAUUAAUUGGUCCUCUUGUGAUCUGUAAAAGAUUAUUGUUUGGACUUCAAGAACCCAAAACACGGUUCUCUCUCCUUUUUAUGGUUUUUGAUGAAAAUAAAUCCUGGUAUCUGGACGACAAUAUCCAAACAUAUUCUUUGCACCCAGAAGAUGUAAACAAAGAGGAUGAAGAAUUUCUUGAGAGCAAUAAAAUGCAUGGUAUUAAUGGAAAAAUGUAUGGAAACUUACUCGGUCUCACUAUGCAAGUUGGAGAAAAAGUGAGAUGGCACCUCAUUGGAAUGGGCAAUGAAGUAGAUAUACAUACAGUGCACUUUCAUGCACAUAGUUUUCAAUAUCAGGCUUUCCGCAAGAAUGUGGGCAGUGUCUGUGGGAAUUUUGCCCAUUUAGCCAAAAGAGGUCAGGCACUGAUGUUGGACAAGAAAGAGCAAACUCAAGCUGAAACAGGAAAAGGCCUUCCUCAAACUGUUGCCACAAAAAUAGAAGCACCCAAUUGUCUGAAAUAUCUUUUUCUUCUGUAG
Bombina bombina (fire-bellied toad) is the source of this 1212-nucleotide messenger RNA. Its product is annotated as ceruloplasmin-like. The transcript has 9 exons. Bases 1 to 1212 code for a protein of 403 amino acids. The record is from RefSeq and is a predicted model, not a curated record. Gene Ontology annotation, molecular function: oxidoreductase activity; copper ion binding. Lineage: Eukaryota; Metazoa; Chordata; Amphibia; Anura; Bombinatoridae.